AUGGAUUUGAUCAAAGCAGGGGCAAAAAGAGACGCCACUUCGCUAGAUGCUCAGCCAUCCACCGUUCCCCCAUCUAAGGGUGGAACGCCUUCUCAGCGCCGGUACCCCACCAGGAGGCCACCCACUGACGCUGUGCCGCCCACCACCAAAGCCAAGAGGCCUGUUUCUCGGCCACCCACGAAGAAGGCCAAGUUCUCGGGUCCUGGAGAGCCAUCUCAGCCACCUCAGGCAGAGCCGCCUAUUGAGGACCCUCAGAUUCCUGUGGGAAUUCCUCUCGAGACCAUCAUCAGGCGUCCUAUGAUCGCAGGGCCGCCUAUAGAGGGCAACCUGGAUUGCAGAUAG
Molecule: messenger RNA, 342 nt
Organism: Vitis vinifera (wine grape)
Lineage: Eukaryota; Viridiplantae; Streptophyta; Magnoliopsida; Vitales; Vitaceae
Product: gibberellin-regulated protein 14-like
Exons: 2
Coding region: 1-342 (113 amino acids)
Source: RefSeq, a predicted model, not a curated record